Messenger RNA from Dentiscutata heterogama, 318 nucleotides. The record is from the annotation of a GenBank genome assembly. NCBI's taxonomy places the organism in Eukaryota, Fungi, Glomeromycota, Glomeromycetes, Diversisporales, Gigasporaceae.
AUGUCAAAAUCAGCACACCGAGAUACCAAAUCCCAUGUUUCUCACAUCUCACAGGAUUAUUGUGAUGUCAAAGAAGGAAAAAGAGGACAAUCUCACGAACUUCAUGAUAAGUAUGUUCAUCCUUCUACAAACCAUGAUCCUAAAUUAGCUUUUAAUCAAAAAAUGGACAUCGAGCGAGAAAGUCAAAUAGAGAUAAAAUUUGGUGUUGAGUCUUCAACAGUAUCUAAAACUUCUAAAAGAGAAAAGAAAACAAGAGAUGUCAAAGAUCGAGAAAGUUCUGGAUGUCUGCGAAUCCUAUCACCCAAUGAUGUAAAAGAU